AUGCCUCAAAAGCUGGGAUCCCCACACAAACCUUCUUGGUCUGUGCCAUCGACCACCUUGUCUUCUGCCCAUACUCAGGUGUUGCCCAAACUUCCUGUGCCGCCACUGCAGAAGACCUUGACCAUGUAUCUGCGGUGUAUGAAACACCUGGUACCUGAGGAACAGUACAGGAAGACCAAGGUGAUUGUGGAGCAGUUUGGUGCCGCAGGGGGCCUUGGGGAAGUCUUACAGCAGAAGCUCUUGGAGAGAAGGGAGAAGACAGCAAAUUGGGUCUUUGAGUACUGGCUAGAUGACAUGUAUCUCAACAAUCGAUUGGCUCUUCCAGUCAAUUCCAGUCCAGCUAUGAUCUUUGCUCAACAGAAUUUCCAGGAUGUGAAUGAUCAGUUAAGGUUUACAGCCAACCUUAUCUCUGGAGUGCUUGAUUAUAAAGCCUUAUUGGACAGCCAUUCCAUACCUGUGGACUGUGCCAGAGGACAGCUGUCCGGCCAGCCUCUCUGUAUGAAGCAAUACUAUGGGCUCUUUUCUUCCUAUCGUCUUCCAGGACAUGUCAAAGAUACUCUUGUGGCCCAGACAAGCAGUAUCAUGCCCGAACCAGAGCAUAUCAUUGUGGCUUGUAACAAUCAGUUCUUUGUCUUGGAUGUGGUCAUUAAUUUCCGUCGCCUCAGUGAAGGGGAUCUGUUCACUCAAUUACGAAAAAUAGUCAAAAUGGCUGACAAUGAGGAAGAAAGGUUGCCACCGAUUGGUCUGCUGACAUCAGAUGGGAGAGCAGAAUGGGCUAAGGCCAGGACCAUCCUUGUGAAAGAUUCCACCAACCGGGACUCUUUGGACAUGAUUGAGCGGUGUAUCUGCUUGGUGUGUUUGGACGCCCCAGGAGGCAUGGAGCUCAAUGACACUAACAUGGCCCUUCAGCUCCUUCAUGGAGGGGGGCAUGGCAAAAACGGGGCAAAUCGAUGGUAUGACAAGUCCAUGCAGUUUGUGGUGGGUCGAGAUGGAGUCUGUGGCACGGUAUGUGAACAUUCCCCAUUUGAUGGAAUUGUCCUGGUACAGUGCACCGAACAUCUGCUCAGGCACAUGAAAGAAAGCUCAAAGAAACUAGUUAGAGCUGAUUCUGUCAGUGAACUUCCUGCUCCCAGAAGAUUGAGAUGGAAAUGCUCCCCAGAAAUUCAGGGACACCUGGCUUCAUCAGCAGAAAAACUUCAACGGAUAGUUAAGAAUCUUGACUUCACUGUAUAUAAGUUUGAAAACUAUGGGAAAGAGUUCAUUAAGAAACAAAGGACCAGCCCAGAUGCUUAUAUUCAGGUGGCACUCCAGUUGGCCUUUUAUAGAUACCAUCAGAGACUUGUUCCUACAUAUGAAAGUGCUUCCAUUCGCCGAUUUGAAGAGGGACGAGUUGACAACAUUAGGUCGGCAACUCCUGAAGCACUGGCUUUUGUGAAAGCAAUGACUGAAGAAAAAUCAUCUGUACCAGACUCAGAGAAGAUGGUUCUUUUAAAAGAGGCCAUCAGGGCUCAGACAGAAUACACUGUGUUGGCUAUCACUGGUAUGGCAAUUGAUAAUCAUUUACUAGGACUGAGGGAAAUAUCCCGAGGACUCUGCAAGGAGUUGCCAGAGAUGUUCACAGAUGAAACAUACUUGACAAGCAAUCGAUUUGUCCUCUCAACCAGUCAGGUACCAACAACAAUGGAGAUGUUUUGCUGCUAUGGUCCUGUAGUCCCAAAUGGUUAUGGCACCUGUUACAAUCCUCAGGCAGAGCAUAUAUUGUUCUGCAUCUCCAGCUUCCACGACUGCAAAGAGACUUCUUCUGUCAAGUUUGCUAAAGCCAUAGAGGAAAGCCUCAUUGAAAUGAGAGAUCUGUAUAACAGACACAAUACUAUGAUAGCAAAGCCACCAACCAAACAGGAGAAAACCCCCAAACCCCAAGAAGCCAAGAAACUCUAAUUCUUUUCUCUGCAUCACUAUGCAGGUUCUGCUCCUCCCUGUGUUCUGCAGCUUCCAAACCCCUAAACCUGUAGCCACCCCAGCUUUCUGUGAUUUCUAAAUUCUUAGAUCACACUGCUAAAAUUAUGCUGAGGCAUCAUGAGAAGCUACAACAUUGUGAAGGAGAAAAUGCCAUUUAGUAUAUAUUAGAAGUACAAAUAUCUAUUUAAGGUUCAAACCAGUCUGUGGCCUGUGAAAUCAUCUAUCUUUGCUCUAUAGUCAGAAAUCAGGGGUAGCCUUGUUAAGGUGAAAGGUGUCUUGCUGAGGGUGUAGAAUGUUUAUGAGUGUAGAGCCUCAGACUUUUGUUUUUUAUUACUUAUUUGAGUACAACACCCACCCAAGUAAUAUUUUACAUAGCAUAAUAUGAGUCAUCCUAAGUGGCAACCAUAACUAAUUCCAUAGCUAAAUGAAUAGAAAUAACAUCAGGUCAUUCCUCUUUUUUAGGGAUAAAGAGUCAAAUUUCAAAUGAUUGAUUCACAUAGUUGGGGGGGGGGAGAUAGAGACAAAAGAAAGAGAAAGAGAAAGCGCCCCAUUCUUAAGUUAUAUGAUACAAUGAUUCCCAAAAAAGUCCAGGUCUAUUAAGAAUAUGAUGCCUUGGAGCUGGAAAUCGAUCCUCUCUUUGUCUUAAGAGUAGUUUGCAGUAAAAUAUUGAAAAUCUAGAUCUGCUGCUCAUAAAAGAAAGGAAAGACUUCUCACAAUUGCUUUCACUUCAUUGCCUUUUCACUCCCACCUAUGGAGAGAGAUGGAAACCUAGAAGACAUUAGAGCCAGCUGGAGAUGAAUGAAUUGCAGAAGCAGGAAGCAAGAGUCAUUUUAGUGGGAUGCUGUCUAUUUCUUGGGGGAGGGAGGGAUGUGCUAAAGAAGGGAUGUGCUGAGGGAAGAAGGUACUAACCAUUAAUACUUCUUCAGAGCACUCCUCUCCCCUCUCUAGAUUUUACCUAUAUACAACCUAAAAUGCAAAAAAAAAAAUAACAAUAGUAAUGAUUACCACUAGCUUUUUUGAGAGGGAGAGGUAUUAUUUGCUUCAGGGUUUGGGUUUUGUUGGUCUCAAUUUUCCAAAUCAAAGCUGAAUUUGGAAACAGGACUUCACUUAUCACACAAAUGUUAUUGCUUGCCAUGUGAGAUCCCAUUAUAAUAUACAUAAUGAGUUAUUAGCUACAUUUUACUUUUGAAAAUCAAGACAAACUGUAUCCAUCUUUGAAGGAUUUUUUUUUCUUCUUAUUCUUUCUUCAUCUGAAGUUGUAGUUUUCUUUGUAUGCAUUUAGAAGAGUUCCUGGCACACAUUACACUAUUAACAAAGCUUGUUAAUUUAAAGGGAUUAAAUCCUUGAGCUAUAUCAGGAUGUAUUCGGUGAUACCAUUUAGAAUAAGUUAUAAGUAACGAAUUUACUAUUUUCAAAGACCUGGAUCUGUUCGAAGCAACAAAGACAAGUUAUUUUCUAGGCUACCUCACUUUUAAUAGAAAGGCAUAGCUACUUAUAUGGUUACUCUGUGAUUUUAUGGAAUGUUUUUUGAGUUAGUUAAGAUGGUUAAUUUAACACAAGGCUGUUUGAACCAAACUCAUUUCUACCACUUAUAUAUGGUAGAAUAUGAACAUACAUUACCUGUGCAAAACUGUUAAGAUAAUUCAUAUAUUAUAUGUUUUGAAGUUAGAUACACAUUUUUAUGUACUUGGAGAGUUUUAAAUCUAGGUUUUGAUUGGCAGCAAAUCCCCCCUGAAAGGGGAUGGAAAGAGAUUAGAAAUAUCAAAUAUUUAUGCAAAGGCAAAACUGAGCCAUAACCAUAGGAAUACUUUUAGGUAUGUAUCUUACAUGUGUAUCUAAAUCUUACAUGUGUAUCUAAAGAGUGUUCUCAGUCAAACCUGGAGAUUCACUGUAAAAUGAUAAAGCAGAUUUAAAAUGUAUUUGACUUUCCCAUAUUCCUUAUAAAAUGCCAAAAUAUAGAGUUGAUAUUUUAGUCCUAUUUUUAUAAAAUAGUAUAAUUUAUGGCAAUGUGUAAAUUGUAUUUAUAGCCGCUCAAUUUUAAGUUAUAGUUUUGUGCUUUAAAAUGUGCAUAUAUAUGAUGAAAAAACUGUAUAUUGAUAAACAUGACAAAGUAUUUAAGAAAUAUAAAUCUGUAUAUUAAAUAAAAAACAAA
Antechinus flavipes (yellow-footed antechinus) is the source of this 4111-nucleotide messenger RNA. It is a transcript of the gene CHAT, whose product is annotated as choline O-acetyltransferase. The transcript is spliced from 13 exons. Gene Ontology annotation, molecular function: choline O-acetyltransferase activity. Bases 1 to 1938 code for a protein of 645 amino acids. Gene Ontology annotation, cellular component: neuron projection; cytoplasm. The record is from RefSeq and is a predicted model, not a curated record. Lineage: Eukaryota; Metazoa; Chordata; Mammalia; Dasyuromorphia; Dasyuridae. Gene Ontology annotation, biological process: acetylcholine biosynthetic process; neuromuscular synaptic transmission.